Lindgomyces ingoldianus is the source of this 1074-nucleotide messenger RNA. RefSeq names its product glycosyl hydrolase 53. The coding region runs from base 1 to 1074 and encodes 357 amino acids. NCBI's taxonomy places the organism in Eukaryota, Fungi, Ascomycota, Dothideomycetes, Pleosporales, Lindgomycetaceae. The record is from RefSeq and is a predicted model, not a curated record. The transcript has a single exon. Gene Ontology annotation, biological process: pectin catabolic process. Gene Ontology annotation, molecular function: glucosidase activity.
AUGUAUCUCAAAAACCUCAUACUUCUCGUGGCUCUUCUAUCCACACCUAUAGCGGCGGCAUUAACCUACAAAGGCGUCGACUGGUCUUCCCUACUCGUCGAAGAAAAGGCUGGCAAAUCUUACAAAACUACCUCAGGAACUGUCCAACCCCUCGAAACAAUCCUAAAGUCCUCCGGCGUGAACACAGUCCGCCAACGCAUCUGGGUCAACCCGUCUGACGGCAACUACAACCUCGACUACAAUAUCAAACUCGCUCAACGCGCAAAAGCCGCUGGCCUGCAAAUCUACCUUGAUUUCCACUACAGCGACACUUGGGCUGAUCCAGGGCAUCAAGCUACACCGGCUGCGUGGAAGAGCUUAGCGAAAGAUGCGUUAGUGAAGCAGGUGUAUGAUUAUACGAAGACCGUAAUGGAUACGUUCCAGAAAAACGGAAUUCCUUUAUCACUCGUUAGCAUCGGGAAUGAGAUCACAACCGGGCUUCUUUUUCCAAUUGGGCAGCUCAGUAAAUCCGAUGGUUACAAAAACGCAGCCGCGUUACUGCAUUCCGCGUCCAGCGCUAUUAAAGACUCGACGAUAAGCCCGAAGCCAAAGAUCAUGAUUCACCUCGAUAAUGGGUGGAAUUGGGGGACCCAGCAGAGCUGGUACGAUAAGAUCCUGGCCUCAGGUGGGGGUCUGACAACCGCGGAUUUCGAUGUCCAGGGCGUAUCGUACUACCCCUUUUACAACUCCGCAGCGACCUUAUCCUCGCUCGCUUCCUCGCUUGCCAACAUGGCGAAGAAAUAUAAUAAAGAAGUCCAAGUCGUGGAAACGGAUUGGCCGACCUAUUGUCCUAGUCCGGCGUACGCGUUUCCGGCUGAUGCAAAAGCGAUUCCCCUUUCAGUGGACGGGCAAACUACAUGGAUGAAGACGGUUGCGGAGAAGGUGAAGGGGAUAGGGAGUUUAGGUACAGGGUUGUUUUAUUGGGAACCUGCUUGGAUUGAUAAUGCGGGGUUGGGGAGUAGUUGUCCGUAUAAUUUGAUGGUUAGUGAUUCAGGGGCAGCAAUGGCGAGUUUAGCAGUUUUUGGGAGCAUAUAG